ACGAAUUGUGCGUAUCAGAAAUGGCAGAAACCGCUCCAGCAGCUCCCGCCGCCACUCCUGCUAAGGCACCGAAAAAGAGAACUACCUCUAAGCCCAAGAAGGCCGGUCCUAGCGUGUCUGAUUUAAUCGUAAAGGCUGUGUCGGCUUCAAAAGAGCGCCACGGGCUCUCUUUGGCUGGCCUGAAGAAGGCACUGACGGCUGCUGGCUACGAUGUGGAAAAAAAUAACGCCCGCGUAAAGCUGUCCGUAAAGAGCCUUGUGAACAAAGGCUCUCUAGUGCAGACUAAAGGCACUGGUGCCUCCGGAUCGUUUAAAAUCAACAAGAAGCAGGCCGAGGCCAAGGAGAAGACUGCAAAGAAAAAGGCGACUCCGAAGAAGAAACCAGCGGCAAAGAAGCCUGCUGCCGCCAAGAAAGUGAAGAAGCCAGUCGCUAAAAAACCCGCGGCUGCCAAGAAGACCGCUAAGAAGCCUGCAGCAGCCAAGAAAGCCACCAAGAGUCCUAAGAAAGCGAAGCCGGCUGCAAAGCCCAAAAAGGCAGCAAAGAGUCCUAAGAAGCCGAAGACCCCCAAACCUAAAUCGGCUAAACCCAAGAGUGCAAAGAAGGCGGCACCUAAAAAGAAGUAAUCCGUUUACACGGCUUGAUACUUGUAAAAAAACAAACGGCUCUUUUCAGAGCCACCA
This is a messenger RNA of Polypterus senegalus (gray bichir), 680 nucleotides long. RefSeq names its product histone H1-like. Gene Ontology annotation, molecular function: structural constituent of chromatin; DNA binding. NCBI's taxonomy places the organism in Eukaryota, Metazoa, Chordata, Cladistia, Polypteriformes, Polypteridae. Gene Ontology annotation, cellular component: nucleosome. Bases 21 to 623 code for a protein of 200 amino acids. The record is from RefSeq and is a predicted model, not a curated record. The transcript has a single exon. Gene Ontology annotation, biological process: nucleosome assembly.